AUGCCAGAAAAUUUGAAUGGAUAUCAGCUUUCAAGUCCGUAUUGGAGACCAAAUCAAGUGAAUACUUAUAUCUGUUCUUCCUCUUUUUAUUUUAGCUGGACUAGACCAAUUUUGAGGAAAGGGUACAGACAGCGCCUGGAAUUGUCAGACAUUUACCAGAUCCCUUCUGCUGAUUCUGCUGACAAUCUAUCUGAAAAAUUGGAAAGAGAAUGGGAUAGAGAGCUGGCUUCAAAGAAAAAUCCCAAACUCAUUAAUGCCCUUCGGCGAUGCUUUUUCUGGAGAUUUAUGUUCUAUGGAAUCUUAUUAUAUUUAGGGGAAGUCACCAAAGCAGUACAGCCUCUUUUACUGGGAAGAAUCAUAGCUUCCUAUGAUCCAGAUAACAAGGCGGAACGUUCCAUAGCGAUUUACCUAGGCAUAGGCUUAUGCCUUCUCUUUAUCGUGAGGACGCUACUCCUACACCCAGCCAUCUUUGGCCUUCAUCACAUUGGAAUGCAGAUGAGAAUAGCUAUGUUUAGUUUGAUUUAUAAGAAGAUUUUAAAGCUGUCAAGCCGGGUUCUAGAUAAAAUAAGUAUUGGACAACUUGUAAGUCUCCUUUCCAACAACCUGAACAAAUUUGAUGAAGGACUUGCAUUGGCUCAUUUCGUGUGGAUUGCCCCUUUGCAAGUAAUGCUUCUGAUGGGGCUGCUCUGGGAUUUGCUACAGGCCUCUGCCUUCUGUGGACUUGGGUUCCUGAUAGUCCUCGCCCUUUUUCAAGCUGGGUUAGGGAGAAUGAUGAUGAAGUACAGAGAUCAGAGAGCAGGAAAGAUCAAUGAAAGACUCGUGAUCACCUCAGAAAUGAUUGAAAAUAUCCAGUCUGUUAAGGCAUACUGCUGGGAGGAAGCAAUGGAAAAAAUGAUUGAAAACCUAAGACAAACAGAACUAAAACUGACCCGGAAGGCAGCCUAUGUGAGAUACUUCAAUAGCUCAGCCUUCUUCUUCUCAGGGUUCUUUGUGGUGUUUUUAUCUGUGCUUCCUUAUGCACUGAUCAAAGGAAUCAUCCUUCGAAAAAUAUUCACAACCAUCUCAUUCUGCAUUGUUCUGCGCAUGGCAGUCACUCGGCAAUUUCCGUGGGCUGUACAAACAUGGUAUGAUUCUCUUGGAGCAAUAAACAAAAUACAGGAUUUCUUACAAAAGCAAGAAUAUAAGACCUUGGAAUAUAACUUAACAACUACAGAAGUAGUGAUGGAGAAUGUAACAGCAUUCUGGGAGGAGGGAUUUGGGGAAUUAUUUGAGAAAGCAAAACAAAACAGUGACAACAGAAAAAUUUCCAAUGGUGAUAACAGUCUCUUCUUCAGUAAUUUAGGACUUCUUGGUACUCCUGUCCUGAAAGAUAUCAGUUUCAAGAUAGAAAGAGGACAGUUGUUGGCAGUUGCUGGAUCUACUGGAGCAGGCAAGACUUCACUUCUAAUGAUGAUUAUGGGAGAACUGGAGCCUUCAGAGGGCAAAAUUAAGCACAGUGGAAGAAUUUCAUUCUGCUCUCAGUUUUCCUGGAUCAUGCCUGGCACCAUUAAAGAAAACAUCAUCUUUGGCGUUUCCUAUGAUGAGUAUAGAUAUAGGAGUGUCAUCAAAGCAUGCCAACUAGAAGAGGAUAUCUCCAAGUUUGCAGAGAAAGACAAUAUAGUUCUUGGAGAAGGUGGAAUCACACUGAGUGGAGGUCAACGAGCAAGAAUUUCUUUAGCAAGAGCAGUAUAUAAAGAUGCUGAUUUGUACUUAUUAGACUCUCCUUUUGGAUACCUAGAUGUUUUAACAGAAAAGGAAAUAUUUGAAAGCUGCGCCACACAGCUGAUGGCUAACAAAACUAGGAUUUUGGUCACUUCUAAAAUGGAACAUUUAAAGAAAGCUGACAAAAUAUUAAUUUUACAUGAAGGUAGCAGCUAUUUUUAUGGGACAUUUUCUGAACUACAAAAUCUACGGCCGGACUUUAGCUCAAAGCUCAUGGGAUAUGAUUCUUUCGACCAGUUUAGUGCAGAAAGAAGAAAUUCAAUCCUAACUGAGACCUUACGCCGUUUCUCAUUAGAAGGAGAUGCUACUGUCUCCUGGAAUGAAACAAAAAGACAAUCCUUUAAACAGACCGGAGAGAUUGGAGAAAAAAGGAAAAAUUCUAUUCUCAAUUCAAUCAACUCUAUAAGAAAAUUUUCCGUUGUACAAAAGACUCCAUUACAAAUGAGUGGCAUUGAAGAGGAUUCUGAUGAGCCUUCGGAGAGAAGGCUGUCCUUAGUUCCAGAUUCUGAGCAGGGGGAGGCAAUCCUGCCGCGAAGCAAUGUGAUCAACACUGGCCCCACGUUUCAGGGACGAAGGAGGCAGUCUGUUCUGAAUCUGAUGACACAUUCAGUUAACCAAGGUCAAAGCGUUCACCGAAUGACCACAGCAUCCACACGAAAAAUGUCGAUAGCCCCUCCGGCAAAUCUGACUGAAAUGGAUAUAUAUUCAAGACGGUUAUCUCAAGAAAGUAGCUUGGAAAUAAGUGAAGAAAUUAAUGAAGAAGAUUUAAAGGAGUGCUUUUUUGAUGAUGUGGAGAGCAUACCAGCAGUGACUACCUGGAACACAUACCUUCGGUACAUUACUGUCCACAAGAGCUUAAUUUUUGUACUGAUUUGGUGCUUAGUUAUUUUUCUGGCUGAGGUGGCUGUUUCUUUGGUCCUGUUGUGGCUACUUGGAAACAUCCCUGCUUACAACAAAGGGAAUGGUACUACAAGUGCAAAUAACAGCUAUGCAGUGAUUAUCACCAGCACCAGCGCCUAUUAUGUGUUUUACAUUUACGUGGGAGUAGCCGAUACUUUGCUUGCUCUGGGAUUCUUCAGGGGUCUGCCACUCGUGCAUACUCUCAUCACAGUGUCAAAAAUUUUACACCACAAAAUGUUACAUUCUGUUCUUCGAGCACCCAUGUCAACCCUCAACGCAUUAAAAGCAGGUGGGAUUCUUAAUAGAUUCUCCAAAGAUAUAGCAAUCUUGGAUGAUCUUCUGCCUCUUACCAUAUUUGACUUCAUCCAGGUUUGCAGGAGUCCAAUUUUCACUCAUCUUGUUACAAGUUUAAAAGGACUAUGGACGCUUCGUGCAUUUGGACGGCAGCCUUACUUUGAAACUCUUUUCCACAAAGCUCUGAAUUUACAUACUGCGAACUGGUUCUUGUACCUAUCAACACUGCGCUGGUUCCAAAUGAGAAUAGAAAUGGUUUUUGUCAUCUUCUUCAUUGUUGUUACCUUCAUUUCCAUUUUAACAACAGGCAACUCUUUUCUGUUCAGGAAGCAGCAGCCUGAGGUCAAUGAGUUUGCCAAUCCACAGUCACUGACAAUUGCCAAAUCUGAAUUUCCAUCCAGUACAAUCUAUUUGGCUGGACAAUGGCAUAGUAGUUUUCAGAUGCGAUCUGUGAGCCGAAUCUUUAAGUUUAUUGACAUACCAACAGAAGAAGGUAAAUCUACCAAGUCAAUCAAACCAUCCAAGGAUUGCCAGCUCUCAAAAGUUAUGAUUUUUGAGAAUCCACACGUGAAGAAAGAUGACAUCUGGCCCUCAGGAGGCCAAAUGACUGUCAAAGACCUCACAGCAAGAUAUAUAGACAGUGGGAAUGCCAUAUUAGAGAACAUUUCCUUCUCAAUAAGUCCUGGCCAGAGGGUGGGCCUCUUGGGAAGAACUGGAUCAGGGAAGAGUACCUUGUUAUCGGCUUUUUUGAGACUACUGAACACUGAAGGAGAAAUCCAGAUUGAUGGUGUGUCUUGGGAUUCAAUAACUUUGCAACAGUGGAGGAAAGCCUUUGGAGUGAUACCGCAGAAAGUGUUUAUCUUUUCUGGAACAUUUAGAAAAAACUUGGAUCCCUAUGAACAGUGGAGUGAUCAAGAAAUAUGGAAAGUUGCAGAUGAGGUUGGACUCAGAUCUGUGAUAGAGCAGUUUCCUGGGAAGCUUGAUUUUGUCCUUGUGGAUGGAGGCUAUGUCCUAAGCCAUGGCCACAAGCAGUUGAUGUGCUUGGCCAGAUCUGUUCUCAGUAAGGCAAAGAUCUUGCUGCUUGAUGAACCCAGUGCUCAUUUGGAUCCGAUAACAUACCAAAUAAUUAGAAGAACUCUAAAACAAGCAUUUGCUGAUUGCACAGUAAUCCUCUGUGAACACAGGAUAGAAGCAAUGUUGGAAUGCCAACGAUUUUUGGUCAUAGAGGAGAACAACGUGCGGCAGUAUGAUUCCAUCCAGAAACUGCUGAGCGAGAAGAGCCUCUUCCGGCAGGCCAUCAGCCCCUCGGACAGGAUGAAGCUCUUCCCCCACCGGAACUCAAGCAAGCGCAAGUCUCGACCCCCCAUCACUGCUCUGAAAGAGGAGACAGAAGAAGAGGUGCAGGAAACCAGGCUUUAGAGAGCAGUGCAAAUGUUUGCGUGGGACAUUUGCUCAUGGAGUCAGAGAAGGAAACAGUUG
Propithecus coquereli (Coquerel's sifaka) is the source of this 4434-nucleotide messenger RNA. It is a transcript of the gene CFTR, whose product is annotated as cystic fibrosis transmembrane conductance regulator (ATP-binding cassette sub-family C, member 7). NCBI's taxonomy places the organism in Eukaryota, Metazoa, Chordata, Mammalia, Primates, Indriidae. The coding region runs from base 1 to 4374 and encodes 1457 amino acids. Gene Ontology annotation, molecular function: ABC-type transporter activity; ATP binding; chloride channel activity. The transcript is spliced from 26 exons. Gene Ontology annotation, biological process: chloride transmembrane transport; bicarbonate transport. The record is from RefSeq and is a predicted model, not a curated record. Gene Ontology annotation, cellular component: apical plasma membrane; plasma membrane; cytosol.